Messenger RNA from Hypanus sabinus (Atlantic stingray), 2318 nucleotides. It is a transcript of the gene chrdl2, whose product is annotated as chordin-like 2. The coding region runs from base 441 to 1847 and encodes 468 amino acids. NCBI's taxonomy places the organism in Eukaryota, Metazoa, Chordata, Chondrichthyes, Myliobatiformes, Dasyatidae. The record is from RefSeq and is a predicted model, not a curated record. The transcript is spliced from 12 exons. Gene Ontology annotation, molecular function: protein binding.
GGGGAUUUUCAAUCUCAUAAAUUACGCUCGCGACAAAUGAGAGUAGUGAGAAAAGUUUUUAAGCAUCGGGUCAGUACCAGCUUGUGUCAGACAAGCUUGGUGAUACGAGCUGAUUUUUCUGGACCCCUGCUGCCUAGAAAGUCACACACAGAACUUGUUCAACCAAGGUGCGGGGUUUCCCUCAGUGAUUAGUCCGAAGUAGAGACUUCAAAAUUAAUCGCGGACUGUAUCUGGAACUGAACCGUCGAUUUGAUCCAAACUUGGCAGAGCUCUUGGGUAAUCAGCAACCCUUAGCACUCCUACGCGCCUGAGAACCUCUCACAUUUUAUAGUCGCGGUUUAUAAACUCGCUGUGGACCCUAACAGCGGGAAAACAAAUAACCAUCCCCCGCUCCCCUUUAGCAGAAGCGUUCUAUUGAACCUUUCCCAAUCGCUGGAAGGAUGAGGGCGAUCUGGAGGCUGGCGGGCAGAGAGCAGCUCAGACUCGUCCUUUACUGUGCUGUCAUGUUUCUCAAAGUGGACGCGGGCAAAUCGGAGCAGGGCAAACCGUCUGACACUUUCUGCAUGUUCGAAGACAAGAAAUACCGGAUGGGAGAGAGUUGGCACCCCUACCUGGAGCCCUACGGGUUCGUCUAUUGCAUAAACUGUCUUUGCUCUGAGAAUGGGCGCAUAACCUGCAACCGGGUGAAGUGCCCGAACGUUCACUGCUCCAACCCCGUGACUGCCCCACAGCACUGCUGUCCCCACUGCUCAACAGAUGAGCAUCACAACCCGGCGACUGUUAAAAUCACUGGCAAAUCCUGUGAAUAUAACGGCACCACCUAUCAGCACGGGGAGAUGUUCGUGGCCGAGGGGCUCUUUUUGUCGCGGCAUCCUAACCAGUGUGCACAAUGUAGUUGCUCGGAAGGAAAUGUGUACUGUGGCUUGAGGACCUGUCCGAAGCUGACUUGUCCAUUUCCAAUGACCGUCUCUGACUCUUGUUGUCAAGUUUGCAGAGGAGAAGGAGAGUCCUGGGAUACAGAUGCAGAAAUAUUUCGGCCACCAUCCAAUAGAGAAGCGAGACAUUCAUAUCCACGGACACAGUAUGAAUCUCGGGGAAGUUUCGGAAGUUCUAUUGCCAGUUUGCCCAAAGCGUCCGGCUCCAGGAAUCACCUCAGAUUGUUAACUGACCCUCAGCAGGGAUCUGGCACCAUUGUGCAAAUAGUAAUCAACAACAAGUAUAGGCACAGCCGAGUGUGUGUCUCGAAUGGAAAGACCUACUCACAUGGAGAGUCGUGGCAUCCAAUUCUGCGCCCCUUUGGACCAGUGGAAUGUGUGUUGUGUACGUGUAACAUAACCAAACAGGAGUGCAAGAAGAUCCAUUGUCCAAAUCCAUAUCCGUGUAAAGAUCCACAGAAAGUCAAUGGGAAAUGUUGCAAAAUUUGUCCAGUCCCAGAGGUAUCGGGCCUUUCUCAUGAGAACAGUAAGGAAGUGGAAUGCAGUAAAGAGACUGUUCUUGUUUACGAGUCACUCUUCACACAGGAUUCUCAAAAGUACAGCAAGAAAAUUGCUAUAAUGGCUGAAGAUCUUCCAGAUGUAGAGGUCCAUGUCUGGACUCCAGUAAGGGGUGUUGUACACCACAUAAGCAUGGAGAAAAUACCAAGGAGAGACUUUGAGAAGCAGCUCAAACUUGGAUUUUUCAAAUUUUUCACACGGACAACUCAGAGUCGAUGGAAAAAUUUCGAGGGUGAAGAGCAAAUCAGCGAGCAAUGUAUGAACGAAGGAUGUAAAGCAGAGUUAGAAGACUUGCUGAAAGCUUUACAACUGAACAAGUCAGAGAAGGCACACUGCGGAAGUAGGGAGGAAUAGGGGUGGAAGAAGGUGAUGAGAUGCAAUGUUAGAUGAAACAAUUCUGUUCCUGGCCUGUAGCUGGACUGCAGUGUGGCUCUGUUGAAAGCAAGAGCACCCUGAAGAAGAAGAUGUGUAUCACAGGAAAAAGUUACGAAAGUGAAAUCUUUGUACAUUCUUUCUUUACAGAAAGUGCCUUGGAGAUGAAAAGAGAAAGGAGGGUGGGCCGAGCAUGUAUUUAUUUGUAUUAUAAAACACUAUUGAAAUUACCUAUGUGAUCUUAAUUCUUAGAGUGCAAUUAGCCUACCUACCAAUGUAUGUACAUUACUAUCCAUCACAUGUAAUGCAUAACUUGAUUGUAUGUAAAGUUUCUUUCUUUAUCAAAUAAGCCUGCAAAAUACAUUGACACUAACCUUGAAGGCAUUUGUACUUUAUUUAUGUACUGACGUUGUUCCAUGCUUCUUUUUUUGAAACUAAUAAAAUAUAACCAGU